Lacerta agilis (Sand lizard) is the source of this 2084-nucleotide messenger RNA. It is a transcript of the gene CDYL2, whose product is annotated as chromodomain Y like 2. The transcript is spliced from 7 exons. The record is from RefSeq and is a predicted model, not a curated record. Gene Ontology annotation, molecular function: transcription corepressor activity. Gene Ontology annotation, cellular component: nucleus. NCBI's taxonomy places the organism in Eukaryota, Metazoa, Chordata, Lepidosauria, Squamata, Lacertidae. Bases 45 to 1568 code for a protein of 507 amino acids.
AGCUCAGGAUCCCGGCGAGAGGCGCCCGAGUCUCGCAGCCCAGCAUGGCUUCGGGGGACCUUUACGAGGUUGAGAGGAUCGUAGACAAAAGGAAAAACAAAAAGGGUAAAUGGGAAUAUCUUAUACGGUGGAAAGGUUAUGGGAGCAACGAAGACACCUGGGAGCCAGAACAUCACUUGUUGCACUGUGAGGAAUUUAUCGAUGAAUUCAACGGACUGCACGUCACGCGAGAAAAGCGAGCAAAGCACGGGAAACAAGCCAGCGCGCCAAAAUUUUUACGUGAGAGCAGAGCAUCGCCCCUCGACAAAAUACCACAUAGGCCAUCUGACUCUGGGAAGAGCAAAGGGCUGCCCCAUAAACGGAAGCGCAUGGCCCCAUCAUUUCAAAAGCAAAAAAAGGGUUACGCGGCCAAGCCAGCACCUUCAGGAGACAGGGCUGCUAAAACAGUCUCUUACCGGACUACUCCCAGCGGCUUGCAGAUUAUGCCAUUGAAAAAGCCACACAACGGCUUGCAGAAUGGAGAUGCCAGUUAUGAAAAGGAUUCUAGACAUUUUGGGAACGGCCCCCCAAAGCCAGACUUGGAUUUAAAUGAACCUGAAGCGGAACCUGAUUUGCCUGGAGUGUUGGAUGUGAAUAAUGAGCCACCCGUCUUGAAUGGAAUUGGUUCUUCUCUGGCAAAUGGAGGCCUGAAUCUUCAUAGCACUGUGAAAAGGAAGCUGGAAGGGGAGAAAGAUUAUGUCUUUGAUAAGAGACUCAGGUACAGCGUGCGUCAAAAUGAGAGCAACUGUCGGUUCAGAGACAUUGUAGUACGCAAAGAAGAUGGAUUCACGCACAUCCUCCUCUCCAGUCAAACCUCAGAUAACAAUGCACUGACUCCAGAGAUCAUGAAGGAGGUCCGGAGAGCACUGUGCAAUGCGUCAGCCGACGACAGUAAACUCCUGCUUCUCAGCGCAGUGGGUAGUGUCUUCUGCAGUGGCCUAGACUACUCCUACUUAAUUGGCAGGUUAUCCAAUGAUAGAAGAAAAGAAAGCACUAGGAUCGCAGAAGCUAUAAGGGAUUUUGUCAAAGCUUUUAUCCAGUUUAAGAAGCCAAUCGUGGUUGCGAUCAAUGGACCCGCUCUCGGCUUGGGGGCUUCCAUUUUGCCGCUCUGCGACAUCGUCUGGGCGAGUGAAAAGGCCUGGUUUCAGACACCUUAUGCAACUAUUCGUCUCACUCCAGCCGGCUGCUCUUCCUACACGUUCCCACAGAUACUGGGUGUCGCUCUGGCAAAUGAAAUGUUGUUCUGUGGAAGGAAGCUAACGGCACAAGAAGCCUGCAGCAGAGGACUUGUCUCCCAGGUUUUCUGGCCCACAACGUUCGGGCAAGAAGUGAUGUUGAGGGUGAAGGAAAUGGCAUCCUGCAGUGCAGUGGUACUGGAAGAAUCUAAAUGCCUGGUCCGGAGCUUCCUUAAAUCUGGCCUCGAAGAUGUGAAUGAGAAAGAAUGUCAGAUGUUAAAACAGCUCUGGAGUUCUUCCAAAGGACUAGAUUCAUUGUUCAGCUAUCUGCAAGACAAAAUUUAUGAAGUCUGACAUCCUUGCGCAACUCUGAAAGAGCAGGGAGGAAGAAUGUUCCAAGAGAAAAGUGAUUUCAGGCGUCACCAGGGUUUGAGAAAAUAAUAUAAAAGUCAAACCCAGACCUAGCAAAUCCUUCAGAGGAAUUUGUGAUAGUGUAUCUAACAUACCUAUGGUUGUGUCAGUUUCCUUGUGAGUUAAAUAGAGAAGUUCAGUGGCUGUUCCUAGCAGGUUUGAUUAUUGUUCAACAAAGGAAGAGACAGAUGUGUUAAGAACUGCAUCUCAAGGUACACUUGCCUAGAGAGAAGUGUACAUUCCAUGUGCUAGAAAGCACGAGUGUGCCCCAUCAAGGUAUACUGCAAAAAUCAAUUGUUGUCUUUUUUAAAUUUUAAUUUAUUCUUGCUACUGUAAGCAACUUAUCUUUGCAUUGACCCAAGUGGCUCAGUUUAGAAUUUGGGCCAAAGCCACACUUUCAGGGCCCACUUUAGAAAUAUUUUAAUAAUUUUGUUUUGCUCGUUGAAAGAAUAACCAUGG